UUUUGAACCAUGCCCCAGUCUGAGCCCCAGGACAGCUGAGUCCACAGAGAGGAGCACAUCUUUGGGAAGUAGGCCUUGAUUACAGGGCCUUCUAUUGUGAUUUCCAGCUGCAGGACAGAGGGAGUGAGUGGAGGAGAGCAACUCAGAGUGGAGGCAGAAGACUGGGACAAAAGGAGAGAAAGAGAGAUGAGUCCAGAGCACUGCAGCUCGGUGAAGACACAAUACAAUACACACGUGAAACUAUAACUGCAGGACACACACCCCCACUACUGGUAACAAAAAGGGAGGCCUGGAGGGACUUGGAGGAAGCAGUAAAAGCUAUCCAUCAAUCCAUCUAACCAGCCAGCAGCAAUGCAUUGGCUGAUGUGGAGCCUGUGCGCCCUGCUCUGCCUCUCUUUCUGGGAGGAAAGUUACUGCAGGAGCUCAAGGGAAGCCCGGAGGACCAAGGAGCCAUCUCUCCACAGGAGUAAAAGAGCUCCCAUGGACCCUGAUGCCAAAAAGUGUUCCUACACUUUCCUGGUGCCUCAGCAGAGAAUCACAGGUCCAAUCUGUGCCAGCACCACAGGCCCUGAGCCAGACAAGGACAGAGUGACCCGUAUGGACAUUGCAGAUGUGCGGGAGGUGCUCAGCAAACAGCGGCGUGAGAUUGAGACGCUGCAGCUGGUGGUGGAUGUGGAUGGUAACUUGGUGAAUGAGAUGAAGCUGCUGCGGAAAGAGAGCAGAAACAUGAACUCCAGGGUGACCCAACUCUAUAUGCAGCUGUUGCAUGAGAUCAUCAGGAAGAGGGACAACUCUCUGGAGCUGGCCCAGCUGGAGAACCGUGUCCUCAACGUGACCUCUGAGAUGAUGCGACUGGCUUCAAGGUAUAAGGAGCUGGAGGGCCGCUUUGCUACAAUGGCAGGGGUGGUCAACAACCAGUCUGUUCUUAUAUCCGCACUGGAGGAACAGUGUAUGAGAACCCUGGGACGUGGUGAGCUGCCUGCAGUUCCCCCACUUGUACAGGUGGUACCUCAGAAUAUACCGGUUAACAAUCGUUUCACUAAUGAGAUACAGAGGGACCACAACAACCGGGCCUUUCCUCGGGGAUCACGCAUGGACUCCCCCACUGCAAGCCCGUUUGGCAUCAACCCUCCACCACCACAGGGAACACUCACCUCAGAUGGUCCUUUCAAGGACUGUUACCAGGUGCGACAGGCAGGUCACACUACUAGUGGGAUGUACCUGCUGAAGACAGAAGGCAGUGACCGGCUGAUCCAAGCCUGGUGUGAACAUGGCCUUGACAAUGGAGGAUGGACCGUGUUGCAAAGGAGGAAAGAUGGCUCUGUUAACUUCUUUCGGAAUUGGGAGAAUUACAAGAGAGGCUUUGGAAACAUAGACGGUGAACAUUGGCUUGGGCUCGACAAUAUCUACAACCUGGGGAAGCAGGGUGACUACAAGCUGAUGAUAGAGCUGGAGGACUGGACAGGGAAGAAAGUGUACGCCGAGUACAGCAGCUUCCACCUGGAGUCAGAGAGUGAGGGCUAUCGGCUGAGGCUGGGCACCUACCAGGGCAACGCCGGGGACUCCUUCAGCAGUCACAAUGGCAAACAGUUCACCACGCUCGAUCGCGACAAGGAUGCUUUUUCUGGCAACUGCGCCCACUUCCAUAAGGGUGGUUGGUGGUACAAUGCUUGUGGCCAGACCAACCUGAACGGUGUAUGGUACAGCGGGGGAGUUUAUCGCAGCAAAUUUCAGGACGGGAUCUUCUGGGCAGACUACGGAGGAGGUUUCUACUCCCUCAAGUCAGUCCGUCUGAUGAUCCGACCAAUCGACUGAAACCUUGGACUGUGGUGUGGACCUUUGAUCUUCAAGUGCCUCAGUCUCCUUCUUUAUCCUUAUCUACCCAUAAAGUAAAUACUGUAAAAGGCAGAAUGAGGGAUCCCUGCCAUCGUUCAGCCGUGUCUUGUAACAAGUUGGAGGAGGAAGAGACGAUGGCAUGUGUUUAUGGCCAGACAAUAAUGACCUCUGCAGUCUGCGCAGCGGCUAACUUCCAAGUUGACUUUAACGCUGAGAUGAAGACCGAUACCAUUGCCCUUCUACACCUUUCAGUCUGGACAGUAAUGGUCCAUUAAGCUCCCUGGGACCAUUCAGUAUUACUCUCAAGUGUCUUAUUUUACUCACUCUUGUUGAAACUCAGUAUGUAAUAAAGGGAAAUGGUCAUUUACUAAAGACAUGAGAUUUCUUCUGAGCAGCUAAUGGUGACUUAUUGAAAGUAGCGAUGCCCGCUCAAAAGGGGCUAUUGGAUGUACUGGGAUGUUUCACCUUACUAGCAUAAAAAAAAAAUGAUGCAAUUUCAAUUUCGAGUGUUGCCAGCUAGAAUACCUGCCAGUCAAAUGGCUAGAAGACAGGCCUGCAAAACCUAUUGUCUUGUGCUACUUUUUUCUGGGUUUUGUCUGAACUUCUCCCCCCCACCCCCCACCCC
Molecule: messenger RNA, 2461 nt
Organism: Scomber japonicus (chub mackerel)
Lineage: Eukaryota; Metazoa; Chordata; Actinopteri; Scombriformes; Scombridae
Gene: angptl1a
Product: angiopoietin-like 1a
Exons: 6
Coding region: 352-1815 (487 amino acids)
Biological process (GO): cell surface receptor protein tyrosine kinase signaling pathway
Source: RefSeq, a predicted model, not a curated record